AUGAGCACACAAGGCAGGUUUGUAACGGCGGCCGCCAUCCUCAUAGGAGUGCUCUCGCUUCCGGUACAAGUCUCGGAGCUGCUCUCACUCCUGCGCAGCAUGAAGCAAGAGGAGGAGCGUGAAAGAGUCAACAGCAUCGACAGCUGCAUCGUUCUGGCCAGCGGCUCUUCGGCCGCUGCUGUGGCAGCCGUGGCGGUGGAAGAAGCCCCCUCCGAGAAGUUGGAUCCUGAGAUCACGGUGCCCACGCCCACGGCCGACAGCCUUGGCAGCUCCGCCUCCGGCUUCCUGAGCAUCUCUGUCGAAGACUUCUGCCGGGAGGCUGGGGUUGAGAGCACAUCCCUAAGCGUCCCGAUCCUGGACGCCGACGUUGGGGAUUUUUUCACCGUCUUGGAGGACGUCUCCACGGCUGAACACGUCGUGCCGGAGCCCCGAUCCCGAGUGAAGCUCUUAGCAGCACUGGUGCGCCGGAAGAGGCUUUACAAAGCCGACAUGCGCACGCAGAGCCCGAGCGGCUUAGCAGGGUAA
Symbiodinium necroappetens is the source of this 525-nucleotide messenger RNA. Lineage: Eukaryota; Dinophyceae; Suessiales; Symbiodiniaceae. The record is from the annotation of a GenBank genome assembly.